Molecule: messenger RNA, 6166 nt
Organism: Esox lucius (northern pike)
Lineage: Eukaryota; Metazoa; Chordata; Actinopteri; Esociformes; Esocidae
Gene: sall1a
Product: spalt-like transcription factor 1a
Exons: 3
Coding region: 814-4986 (1390 amino acids)
Biological process (GO): regulation of transcription by RNA polymerase II
Cellular component (GO): nucleus
Molecular function (GO): DNA-binding transcription factor activity, RNA polymerase II-specific; RNA polymerase II cis-regulatory region sequence-specific DNA binding
Source: RefSeq, a predicted model, not a curated record
UCUCAGUCCUACAUGGGCCCUUAAAGUUUGUUUGUUCGCGGAAUGCCUUGUGUGAUGAAAACGUGUUACUAACCCCGUUCGGCGAUAAUCAAAUUAAUCAGAUUGGGAUAUUUGAUACAUAUAUUGGACUUCCGAGACAGCAACGUUACCAUUACGCACGAAACUCCUAAAGUCGUUAUUCGUUUUCUUCGCUGCCUUAAGGCAGAGGCACUAACCAACGAUUAGGUAUCGGUGUUCGUAGUACAAGACCUGAAUUACAACGACCUCAAUGCAAAGGAUAUGGCACUGCAACAGCGAACAGAGUUGUGGGAAAGUAUUUGUUUAUGAGAUCACGGAGGUUUUCCUGUGAGCGUCUCGUCAUUUCCAAUUUACCUAAACUGUGGUUGGUUUGAUUGUUGCUUGAUCGAUACGAAAGAUGCUGCUACGCGCAUGUACUCAAGACUGACAUUCCACUAGUAGUCAAGAUAAGCUUUACGUAGCUACCAGCUGGUUGCUAAGAAGGGUUAAACUGUAUCUAAAGGGAGUUGGAAAACCCUGCCUUUUCUUCUACACGGAUCAACUCAUUGGGUGGGAGCUGAGAGAGAGACAAGAGUCCCCAGCAAAUCAGGACCUAAUUGAUUAAAGAGACUUCAUUUGAAUAGGGGGUUGGCGAGGUGCCAAUCGCCUUUCAAAGAAGCCCUGUAUGAUUAAUCGCCAAGCAUUAUUGAUAAUCAUAACAGGACACAUGCGCGGUGGAUGGGCUCGAUUUCCGUAAUUUUGAGCAGAUUUUUUAGUAUUUAUUUUUAUUCUUCCCUGGCUGAUGUGUGAGCCAACAUGUCGCGGAGGAAACAAGCGAAGCCGCAACAUUUCCAAUCGGACCCUCAUCUGGCCUUAUCCCAGCACAAUGGGGACAGAGAGCCCUGCACGGAGGAAGAACCCCCCUGCAAGGAAUCAGAUGCCCACGUCUGUAGCAGAUGUUGUGCUGAGUUCUUUGAACUAUCAGAUCUUGAACAACACCAGAAGAAUUGCACUAAAAAUCAAUUAGUUCUGAUAGUGAAUGAAAAUCCUGCCUCUCCCUCCGGAACCUUCUCGCCCAGCUCCCCUUCACAUAAUCCUGAUGAGCAGAUGAAUGACACGGUUAAUAACACUGAUCAAGCAGAGUGCAGUGACCUUUUGGAGCAUAACGCUUUUGACAAAGAAGAAUCCAUGGACGUCAACGUUUCCGGAAUCAACGCUCAUGAUGGUCACGGUAAUGAUGGAGGCAGCAGUCAGAUGGAGGGACACAGUCCCAUCAACAUGAACACAAGCAGCGAAAAUGGCCAAAGCUCCAGUAGGAGCAGUUUUGGCCCAGCACUAGGCACCUCAACCACCACUGCGUCUAAGCUACCUCAACUUGGCCACCUGACUGACCUGGGGAGCUUCUCUGUGAUCAACAGCAAUGUCAUCAUUGAAAACCUGCAGAGCACUAAAGUGGCUGUGGCUCAGUUUUCCCAGGAGACCCAGCGGUCCUCCGGUUCCGGAGACCCCAGGGUGGCAGUGCCGGCCCUGAUGGAGCAGCUAUUGGCCCUGCAGCAGCAACAGGUCCACCAGUUGCAGCUCAUUGAACAGAUCCGUCAUCAGAUCCUACUACUGGCCUCCCAGUCACCUGAAAUUCAGGUGCCCACCAGCAGCUCCGUUCCAGGAGGUUCGUUGGGUGCGUCAGCCAAUCCAUUGACUACACUCAGCUCCCAUCUCUCUCAGCAGCUAGCUGCUGCUGCAGGCCUAGCACAGAGCCUGGCCAGCCAGUCUGCCAGCAUUAGCAGUCUGAAGCUGCUGGCUGAAAGAGCACAGCUACCUCAGAGCAACAACCCCAGCAGCGGUGAAUCAUCUCAGAGCAUCAGCUCACUGGGACCAUCCACAGUAAACAACGUCCAGUCGUCAUCUGACAAGAGGCCAAUACAUGCGAUAAGCAGCAGCCUCCAAUCUCAGCUUAGCAACCCAUCACUUGCUAAGUCAUCCACGCCAGCCUUUGGGAUAGGUAACUUGUUGAAUCCUGCAAGUAAUCCACUUCUACCUCAAACCCCAUCUGGCAAUGCCCUAUUUUCCGGCUCCCUUCCCAGCAUUGGCACUACAGUGGAGGAUCUCAACUCUCUGGCUGCGCUGGCCCAGAGGAAAGGCAAGCCACCAAACAUCACAUCAUUUGAACCCAAAAGCAACUCAGAGGAGGCAUUCUUCAAGCAUAAGUGCAGGUUUUGUGCCAAGGUGUUUGGGAGUGACAGUGCCUUGCAAAUCCACCUGCGAUCUCACACAGGUGAGAGGCCGUACAAGUGUAACAUCUGUGGCAACCGCUUCUCUACCCGAGGUAACUUAAAGGUCCACUUCCAGCGUCAUAAAGAGAAGUAUCCACACAUUCAGAUGAACCCAUACCCUGUCCCUGAGCAUUUGGACAAUAUUCCAACGAGCACAGGAAUUCCAUAUGGCAUGUCAAUGCCCCCAGAGAAGCCUGUGACCAGCUGGCUGGACAGCAAGCCUGUUCUCUCCACUCUGACGUCAUCAGUAGGCAUGUUGCUCCCACCAACUAUGCCCAGCCUGCCUCCGUUCAUUAAAAAAGAGGAUCAUUCUGUAGCCAUAACCAGCCCUUCUUUUUCUAGGAAGACUGACUCUGGUCGGGAUGCUUCCGAGCCAUCGAUGAAAAGCAUAGAUGGGGUGUCUGAAGAAGGUGAAGGUGCAGCCCUGCCUACUACAAAUGGUAAAACUGAAGAGGGCAGUCACUCGUCAAGCUUCAUGGCAAGCAUGCACUCUGAGUCUGAACACGGCACCGAAUACACCACCUCUAACAGCCCUCCCAUGAUGACCAACCCUCUCAUGCCUCUGAUGUCUGAUCAGUUUAAAGCGAAGUUUCCCUUUGGGGGCCUCUUGGAUCCCCUUCAGGGGUCAGAAACCUCAAAGCUGCAGCAGCUUGUUGAGAACAUUGACAGGAAGGUGACAGAACCCAACGAAUGUGUCAUCUGCCACCGUGUGCUCAGUUGUCAGAGCGCUCUAAAAAUGCACUACCGUACUCACACUGGAGAGAGGCCCUUCAAGUGUAAAGUGUGUGGCAGAGCCUUCACUACCAAGGGGAACUUAAAGACCCACUACAGUGUCCACCGGGCCAUGCCUCCACUCAGGGUCCAACACUCCUGCCCAAUCUGCCAGAAGAAGUUCACCAAUGCAGUGGUCCUGCAGCAACACAUUCGCAUGCACAUGGGAGGGCAGAUCCCAAAUACCCCGCUACCAGACAGCUACCCUGAGUCCAUGGGCUCUGACACCGGCUCAUUUGAUGAGAGAAACUUUGAAGAUAACUUUGAUGACAUGGAAAACUUAUCUGAUGAUGGCAUGGAGGGAAUAGAAGGGAUAGAGGGGAAUGAAGGAAUGGAAGAAGGCCCUGACAGCAGCGUUCCGGACACGCCCAAGUCAGCCGAUGCCUCCCAGGACAGCCUCGGGAAUUCCCCCUCUCACUCUGAGAUGGUUGGCCAGGAGGGUCUGGAGAGGCAGGAGGAAAACUAUAGUACCCACCAAAAUACCCACCAUGAUAUGGACUAUAGAAUCCACCAGAAUAGUCACUAUAACCCCCACCAUAGGUUGGUAGAAGAGCUGCAGGGCAACAGAAUAGGAAAUGGAGGUUCAAUGGAAGGGGACUGUCUCACUAAUGACUCCUCAUCCCUUGGUGGUGACAUCGAGAGCCAGAGUGCCGGGAGUCCAGCCAUGUCAGAAUCUACCUCUUCCAUGCAGGCUGUGUCCCCCACCAACGCACAGGCUAAACUGCAACGUAAAUCCCCCAGCCUAGAGGAGAGGCAGGAGAGGCACCAGAGGGCCAUGACCUUGGAGCACAUCAGCGCCAGCCUCAUGCAGCAUCACCCGUCCAACAUUGGGGCUCUGGAUUUGACCUCCUGCAACACAUCCAAGGACCCUCUGGGCAUGCUUUUCCCAUUCCGCGAGCGCAGCACCUUUAAGAACACAGCCUGUGACAUCUGUGGAAAAACUUUUGCAUGUCAGAGUGCCUUGGAUAUUCACUACCGAAGCCAUACCAAAGAGAGACCGUUCAUUUGCACAGCCUGUAACCGGGGCUUCUCGACCAAGGGCAAUCUCAAGCAACACAUGCUCACCCAUCAGAUGAGAGACUUGCCCUCGCAGCUCUUUGAGCCCUCCAACACAAGCCUCUCCUCCAGUCCAACCCCUUCCCUCCUGUCCGUGAACACCCUGUCCUCUAUGAUCAAAUCAGAGGUCAAUGGCUUCCUUCAUGGUCUCCACCAUCACCAGGAUCACCACAGGGACCACCACAGAGAACACCAGGACCGUGAACACCGCAAGGACAGCAUGCCCAGCACCAUGCCCCCCGGCCUGUUGACCUCCUCCGCCUCUACGUCUCCGGUGCUCUCAGCCUCUGCACCUCCACGCCGGACACCUAAGCAGCACUACUGCAACACAUGUGGGAAGACAUUCUCCUCCUCCAGCGCUCUGCAGAUCCAUGAGAGGACACACACCGGGGAGAAGCCUUUUGCCUGCACCAUCUGUGGUCGGGCCUUCACCACCAAAGGAAAUCUUAAGGUUCAUAUGGGCACACACAUGUGGAACAGUGCCCCUGCCAGACGAGGCCGCCGGCUCUCUGUAGACGGCCCAAUGGCCUUCCUGGGCACCAACCCUGUUAAAUUCCCAGAACUCUUCCAGAACGACAUGGCAUCAAGGGUGGGCAAAGGAGACCCGGGGAGCUUCUGGAACCAGUACGCUGCAGCCUUCUCCAACGGCCUGGCUAUGAAGACCAAUGAGAUCUCUGUCAUCCAGAAUGGAGGCCUGCCACCUCUUUCGGGGAGUGUGGGGAACGGGGGCAGCUCGCCUGUGGGCGGCCUCACAGGAAGCUUGGAGAAGCUACACAGUACAGAACCUAAUGCCGCUCUGGCUGGCCUGGAGAAAAUGGCCAACACUGACAAUGGGACUCACUUCCGAUACACACGAUUCAUGGAGGACAACAAAGAGAUUGUCACCAACUAGAGACUUUUCCCUGAUAAUAUGUACACAGACAUAUGCAUAGACACACACACACAUACACAGAAAAGAGAACAAGACAAAAUAUUACUUGGCUUUGGGAUGCCAUGGAACUUUACGAACAUCAGUGUGAAGACAGCUUUUUUUGUACAAUGUACAACAUGUUAUAGUUUUAAGAAGCUUAUUUAUUAGUGAUUAUAACCUUGCUCGGAACCAAGUGGAAGCAUUAACAGUUAGUUUUGUUCUAUUCUUCAGCCAGAAUGGGUAUGUGAGUGCUUAAAAAUGUGCUUCUGAAACUUUAGCAUUUCUGGGUAGAUAACUUUACCAUGGCAUUAAGUUAUUUUCUUUACAUAGUAUGUAGCUAUAACAAAACUGUUGAUGUUCAUGUAAUGCUUUAGAUCUGUAAUACGCAAAACAGAAUGACUGUAAAUAUUGUAUACUGAUCUACGCUAGAUGGUCUAACAGAUGUGUAUAAAAACAUUGAGACUUCAAGCAAGACUACAGUGACUACAAAUUCAUUUUCCUCUUAUCAAUCAAUAUUGAUCUUUUAUUUAAGGAAAAACAAAGCAUUCAAUCAGUUGCAUUUCAAAUGUUUUUUAGUUACAGUAGGUCUAACCUGUUUUCUUCUUUUUUGUCACUCUAUGUAUUGUACUUUUUGUCUUUAUUGUUCUUCCAUAGUAUUUUCUUUUCUUCCUUUUCUUUCUUUUUUGGUGUAAUGUUUCAAGCAAGACAUUUGUUCUGUUAGAGGAGAUGAUGAAUUCGGAGAGAUCCACUUCCUGGUUUGAACUGAGAAGGAAGCAAAUCAUAAAGGUGGAAUUCUCCUAUAAAUCAUCUGCUGGAUUUCCACAUUGCUGCUAUGUCCUCAACAUCCUCAUUGACAUCAACUGCAAAAUAUGUGUUGACGUGUAUGUAAAUAAUUUCAAAUGUGGGAACUACAAAUUUCUUCACAACAAAAUGUACAUAUAGCUCACAAGACAAAGUCCAUCUUGGCCAGGGGACAAAUGAUAGUGUUUUUAUAAAUAUAAAUAUAUAUUAGGUUUGACAACCUUCGGACUGUUACAUGCACUUUCUUGGAAAGUUGGAAGAUCUUUAUGGGUCCAGUUUCUCUACACUUUAAUACCUACUAACAACUAAGAUACUGUAAUUCUUUACUCUAAUAAUCAAAUACAUCCGUUUUCAAAAGGAA